Messenger RNA from Thalassophryne amazonica, 2573 nucleotides. RefSeq names its product homeobox protein Dlx3b-like. The record is from RefSeq and is a predicted model, not a curated record. The transcript has 3 exons. Gene Ontology annotation, molecular function: DNA-binding transcription factor activity, RNA polymerase II-specific; RNA polymerase II cis-regulatory region sequence-specific DNA binding. Gene Ontology annotation, biological process: epithelial cell differentiation; regulation of transcription by RNA polymerase II; embryo development. Lineage: Eukaryota; Metazoa; Chordata; Actinopteri; Batrachoidiformes; Batrachoididae. Bases 85 to 1035 code for a protein of 316 amino acids.
GGGGGGUUUGGAGACUCCAGGAGCGCAAUUGCGCACUUUUUUCCUCCUCCUUGCGAAGAUUUCCCUGAUAGAGGUAAAGGUGUGAUGUUGAACAUGAACGGGCAUCAAUCACCCAUCUUCGAGGAGAAGAAGCCCUCCCUGCCCAUGGCUGUGACCUCUGCCGCCAAGGAUUCUCCGACCCCGCCGGAGUCCUCCACUGACAUGAACUUCUACAGCGGACAGACCGCUCUCCACACUUCCCAGGACUUCUACCCCCAGCCCUACGCGGCGCAGCCCGUCAACCCGUACACGUACCACCACUACAACCUGAACGGAGUGGCUCCAAGCGGCGCUUAUCCUGUUGCCAAAGCGGAAUACACGUACCCGCAUCACUCGGCGUACACGGAGCGCGAGCCUUUCAGCGUGGAGGCGCAAUCAGCGCUCCAGGACGGCGUCAAACAGGAGCCGGACACGGAGGUUCGGAUGGUCAACGGAAAGCCCAAGAAGGUGCGCAAGCCUCGGACCAUCUACUCCAGCUUCCAGCUGGCUGUCCUGCAGAGGCGAUUCCAGUCCGCCCAGUACCUGGCUCUGCCGGAACGGGCUGAACUGGCGGCACAGCUGGGCCUGACACAAACACAGGUCAAAAUUUGGUUCCAGAACCGACGCUCUAAGUUUAAGAAGCUGUACAAGAAUGGAGAGUUUCCACUUGGCGACAUUCCUCUUGAACACAGCCCAGAUGCCAGUGAUUCCAUGGCCUGCAACUCUCCUCCAUCUCCGGCUGUCUGGGAAAACAACACAAACAACAAUGACAGCAACAACAACAACAUAAACAGCAACAACGGUAGCAUCAACGAUAAUACAAGGCUGGAUCCCACCGGUAGGGGUCAGGCUCCAUGUCUGGCUCCACCUGAUCCUGCACAAGCAUACAUGGGGGAGUACACACACCAGAACUGGUACCAACAGCAGGGUGCACGUUUAGGUCUGCAACAGGUUCCCACACACCACGUGCCAUCAACAGCACCACCAGCCACAUCAAGCAUGGGCGCCGUCUACUGAAACAGCAAAUUUUUUUAUUUGAACACAAGUUGUGAAUGGUUUCAGGUGACCGGGAACAUCUCAACAGUGAUCAGCAAAAUAUGGACUGCAACUGUAAAUAUGAAGUGCAAAUGUAAGGUACCGCGUUUUCAUUGGCCACAAAGUUUUGGAACUCAGAGACUGAGUUGGCGUCUUAUAGCGCCUGACUGACUUUUAGUGAAAUCAGUCAAAAUUGUGUACAAUAUUUAAUAUUCUGAAAUAGGACAUUUUCAUACCUUGGUUUGGAUUUUUUUCUUCCUGUCUGGAACAUCUUUUUCUGCUUUAGUGUGAAACACAUACUACUGAAUUUCUCUCACUAUUAGCACCCAUUAAAGUCACCACGUGAGCAUCAAAAACAGAAACAUCAGUCUUGUAAUUUACCAAACCAUGAGAACACCUAAUUCCUUUGUUUCCUGCUGUUUUAGUCAGACAAAUUAAAAAUAAAGAGGCACCCAAUGUUUUCCUGGGUUUAUCCCGGACAGCUGCCAGUGAAUCACAAACAAUCACACCAACUGAGGCCAAUUUUGAUGAAAAGUACAAGGUGACCCCAAAAGACAGAACCUAUAAAACUUGUAAUAAAUCUUACAAACUUCAGUCUGUGUAUGAUCAUAAUAUCUGUGUACUCUGCAUAAAAAUCAUGUUCUCUCAAAAUUAUGCUUCAAAUGGUAUGAUUUGUUGGCGAAAUAGGCCUCCGGGCAAAAUGUCUUUUCCUUGGUUGACCAAGGUUGUUGGGGAAGAUGAUUGGAACAAUAGCGUAUUUCAAUAAAUUUGCUGGACCUUUGUAGGAUUUCUUACAAGUUUUAUGGGAUUUGUUUUGUUUUUUGUUUUGUUUUUUUGGGGGGGGGGGGUCACCCUGUAUCUUUACACAAACUCACACCAAAUUAAAAAAGAGGAAGAAAAAAAUCUGUUGGAUUCACGUGAUAUAAAUAUGUGCAUUAGUUGCACAUUAUGAUCACGUGCAAGUAAUGUACGGAAGUCAUGUCCCCUCCAGUGAUUAGCAUUUUACAGGGGGAUGGUGGACAAGUGGUUAGUGCACUUAGCUUCAGUGCAGAAGGUUCCUGGUUCAAACCCCACCCCCUGCCACAUUUCUCCAUGUAAUGUGGCGUUACAUCAGGAAGGGCAUCUGGGGUAAAACUUGUGCCAAUUCACCAUGUAGAGCCAUCUCAGAUUUGCUGUGGCGGCCUCAAGUGCAAAACAAGGGAGCAGCCAAAGGCACUUACACAGUGCAUUAGCAUUUUCACAAUAGGGCAUCACAGUUUUUGUUUAACCUUUCUGCAGAUCAGCUGUAAUGCCUGUAAAAUCUUUCAAAAAGCAUAAAUGACUUUUAUGCAAUUUUUUACACAGUCAGUCAUCUGCACAAUGUGGUAGUAGGACUCUGGAGGAUCCUUGGGUACCAAUUCAGUGAUGCUGCAUCAAACAAGUAGUUAUUUAAGGAGAUUUAAUGAGGAGUAUCACUUGCAUCAUGAGGAAACAGCAGAUAGAUGGUUAAAUUUGAGAGGUGAGGAUGGACUGGUUGUCUG